This is a messenger RNA of Polistes dominula (European paper wasp), 733 nucleotides long. RefSeq lists its product as uncharacterized. The record is from RefSeq and is a predicted model, not a curated record. NCBI's taxonomy places the organism in Eukaryota, Metazoa, Arthropoda, Insecta, Hymenoptera, Vespidae.
AUGAGAAGUUUCCGUCGUUCUUUUAGUCAUCUACUCGUGAUCGUAUGGUGUUUGGAUUUGUUCGUUUUAUACGCUAGCAGCUUCCACGAGGAUGUACGAGGAAAUUCCGCGGAAGUCGAGGUUGCUCGGAGAAUGCACUCACGACAAAAGAGGUAUCUGAUCUUCCCCGAAGGUAGUAACUUACAGUUAGUGUACUGCUUGACUAUCGGAGCGUAUGGCAGAAACGAUGAUUUGGUGAUGGGUCUGACAGCAGCGUUGGCUUGGGAACUUCCGAGUAAAGUCGACUCCAAGAUAUCGGAUUUACUUCACCGUAGAAGCCGAAGUGUCAUGUUUCCGAAGGUUGAAGCUUUCUUGCAGUCCACUGGUAUCGACGGAAGAUCCUGCGUAAUGAAGGCCCUGUGCGAGGCAGGCCAAAGACAUCCAUCUCAAAUUGGCAAGGGAACUUUUAUUCAAGAACUCCUGCACGCCAUUUUUACAUUACCAAAAGAUGGUGGCAAAUUCGAACGUUUUGAGGAUCGAGCUUACGAUGCAGCGUAUGAAAAGGGUGGAAACUGUAAGGAACUUUAUCCAACGUGUCGGCACUCCAUUUACAAUGUGGAUCUUUGAGAUCGGAAUAGGCGAGGCGAGAAAUCGUAAGAAAACGUGUGCGAUGCUCACGGUGUAAGAAAAAGCUCACCGCCAUGCUCCUCGACCGUUCGUUCCCCUAAGAUCCAAUAGGGCAAAACUUUUCUAA